UGUUCCCGUGAGUCCGGGGGAAAGUUGGCUCAGGGGCCUCUUCUGCUUUUCCUGUGCAAACGAAUGUGUCGUCUGAGAAUUUGGCCUUGUCCUUGCGCGUUAUUGUUGAACGUUACAUGAAGGUAGAAAGAUGAAGAGUCACAUUCUUCAGGACUUAAGUUUCUUUCCCUGUAAAAUGAAACCAUUAGGAUUUCCUGAUGGACAUCAUGGCUCACAGUCCUAUUUUGUGGCUUCAGAUCUCUUUCUCCUUUCCUGAGGAAAAGAUAGAAUCAGAAAGGAUGGCAACUGACUGUUUGACAAAUUUUUCUCAGGACUCAGUUACCUUUCCUGAUGUGACUGUGCACUUCACCCGAGAGGAGUGGACUUUACUGGACCCAGCUCAGAAAAAUCUGUACAGAGAUGUGAUGCUGGAGAACUACAAGAACCUGACCACGGUAGAGGCCCUUUCUAUUAAUACAUCUUUCCCUGUGAACAUAAUAUCACUUGUCCAAACCCAGUCUGAUCGCUUGGUUGGAACAAGAAGCGGAGUUGAGGACAGUGGAGAGAAUCUUCCAAGGUGAGUGAUUGUGAAGAUCUUCCGUGAUCAAUGAAAAUUUCAGUGUAUUUAGUUAUAAUGAGGAAACUUGAAGAUGCACUUUCUUUAGAAGGCUGAGGUCACUGGUCUCUGAAACUUUGGGAUAUUGUCGACUUCUCAUAUGUUCUUAUUUUACAUAUUUAAUCACAAUUUUCUGUGAUAUCACAGAAUGACUUUUUCUGCUUUUUUAACUUUAUGAUUUGGAUAUAUGGUCUUUUCUAUAACUGUCCUACUUUCUUUCUCUGAUAGUAUUCUGUUUCUUUUCCCCAUCAUUUUUUGAUUUUCAUGGAAUCAUUUUAAUCAA
Messenger RNA from Diceros bicornis minor, 878 nucleotides. RefSeq names its product zinc finger protein 426-like. The transcript is spliced from 5 exons. Gene Ontology annotation, biological process: regulation of DNA-templated transcription. The coding region runs from base 198 to 560 and encodes 120 amino acids. The record is from RefSeq and is a predicted model, not a curated record. Lineage: Eukaryota; Metazoa; Chordata; Mammalia; Perissodactyla; Rhinocerotidae.